UCCACACGUUCAAAAUAAAUACACUUCUUCCUUUUACUCAUAUAAUAAUUUAUAUCUUUCUUAACUAUUUUGGCAUCCUUUCUAAACAAAACAAACAUUUUUUAAUUCCUUUCAAUAAUUUUACCAAAGAAAAUGGCUUCUUCUCUUAACAUAUUUAGCAAUGUUAAUGGGUUUGGGUGCACGAAACCAUCAGUUGGUUCACAACAGAGAAGAAGGAUGGUUGUGGUAAAGGCAGAAACAAUUAACCCAGAAAUCAGGAAAACUGAAGAGAAAGUUGUUGAUUCUGUUGUUGUUACUGAGCUCUCCAAGAAUAUCACCCCCUAUUGCAGGUGUUGGAGAUCAGGGACAUUUCCUUUGUGUGAUGGGAGUCAUAUGAAGCACAACAAAGCUACUGGUGACAAUGUUGGACCUUUGUUGUUAAAGAAGCAGUAAUUCUGGUUCAUAUCGAUCUAAGCUACUUUCAUUCAUUUUUUUAGGUUGCUUUUCUUCUUGUUUGGAUUUUGAUUAUUGUCACCUAGCAACUUAUGCCUAGAGUUGUUUCCUCUUCGAGUGGUUGAGAUUAAAUAAGCAACCAUAUUUUGACAGUGCAUGCUAAUGAGUUGUGAAUCCUGUGAUAAACUGUUUUGCGACAAUGUUAUUAGUUA
Molecule: messenger RNA, 644 nt
Organism: Chenopodium quinoa (quinoa)
Lineage: Eukaryota; Viridiplantae; Streptophyta; Magnoliopsida; Caryophyllales; Amaranthaceae
Product: CDGSH iron-sulfur domain-containing protein NEET-like
Exons: 2
Coding region: 133-432 (99 amino acids)
Biological process (GO): regulation of autophagy
Cellular component (GO): mitochondrial outer membrane; intracellular membrane-bounded organelle
Molecular function (GO): 2 iron, 2 sulfur cluster binding
Source: RefSeq, a predicted model, not a curated record